Molecule: messenger RNA, 1059 nt
Organism: Auanema sp. JU1783
Lineage: Eukaryota; Metazoa; Nematoda; Chromadorea; Rhabditida; Rhabditidae
Source: the annotation of a GenBank genome assembly
AUGGGCCACUGUACGAGUAAGGAUCAAAAGGAAGGCAAAAAGCUGAACCGGCGGAUAGAGGAGCAAAUUAAGAAAGACCAGUCAAUGUCGCUGCGAAUUAUAAAAUUACUGCUUUUGGGAGCCGGGGAGAGUGGAAAAAGUACAAUAUUAAAGCAAAUGAGAAUUCUUCACAAGGAUGGUUUCUCAGUAGAAGAUCUCGAAAUGAUACGACCAGUUGUUUAUUCAAAUUGUAUCCACUCAAUGAUUUCCAUACUUCGAGCCAUGUUCCAUCUGCAAAUUGAAUAUGCUGACACAGAUCGUGUGAGAGACAGUCAACUUGUUUUUGCGACUGUUCAUGCAAAUAAGGAAGAAUUAACAGAAGAAUUAGCUGCAGCGAUGCAAAGAUUAUGGGCUGAUGAAGGAGUUCGAGAAUGCUAUCGUCGUUCAAACGAAUAUCAAAUAGAUGAUUCAGCCAAGUACUUCUUAGACAAUCUGCAACGUUUGGCUUCCGAAAAAUAUGUUCCGACAGAGCAGGAUCUACUUCGUACACGCAUCAAAACAACCGGAAUAACAGAAGUUUUAUUUGAACUGAAAGGAUUAACAUUUAGAGUAAUUGAUGUUGGAGGACAGAGAUCUGAACGAAAGAAAUGGAUUCACUGCUUUGAUAAUGUGAAUGCUAUUAUAUUCAUUAGUUCCUUGUCUGAAUAUGAUCAAACGCUUCGUGAGGAUAAUUGCACGAAUCGUAUGCAAGAAAGUUUGAAGCUUUUCGAUUCCAUAUGUAAUAGUCCGUGGUUUGCUGACAUUCACUUCAUUCUAUUUUUGAAUAAGAAGGAUCUGUUUGCGGAAAAGAUAACUCGAAGUCCUUUAACAAUAUGUUUCCCUGAAUAUAAAGGACAGCAAAAUCAAUCGGAAUGUAUCAACUAUAUCCAAUGGAAGUUCGAACAACUCAAUCGUUCGACACAACGUGAAAUAUACUGCCAUCAUACGUGUGCUACAGAUACUAAUAACGUGCAGUUUGUAUUAGACGCCUGUUUAGACAUGAUCAUAGCCAAAAAUCUGAAAAGCAUGGGACUUUGUUAG